AGCUCCACUGCGAUGGCAGUUGGCGCGCUGUCCAGUUCCCUCCUGCUCACCUGCUGCCUGAUGGUGGCUCUGUGCAGCCCGAGCAUCCCGCUGGAGAAGCUGGCCCAGGCGCCCGAGCGGCCGGGCCAGGAGAAGCGCGAGCACGCGUCUCGGGACGGCCCGGGCCGGGUGAGCGAGCUCGGGCGCCCGGCGAGGGACGAGGGCGGCGGCGGCCGGGACUGGAAGGGCAAGGGCGGCCGCGGGCUGGCCGGCCGGGAGGCGUGGAGCAGGCAGAAACAGGCCUGGGCCGCCCAGGGCGGGGACGCCGGGGCCGGGGACCUGCAGGGGCGGCCCCGCGGGGACACCCCGCACGAAGAGCCCCCGGCCGCCGCCGCCGCCCAGGACGCGGCGGGCCCAGACCCAGAGCCCACGCCCGAGCUGCCGGAGGAGUACGCGUACCCGGACUACCGGGGGAAGGGCUGCGUGGACGAGAGCGGCUUCGUGUACGCGAUAGGGGAGAAGUUCGCGCCGGGCCCCUCGGCCUGCCCAUGCCUGUGCACCGAGGAGGGGCCGCUGUGCGCGCAGCCCGAGUGCCCGCGGCUGCACCCACGCUGCAUCCACGUCGACACGAGCCAGUGCUGUCCGCAGUGCAAGGAGAGGAAGAAUUACUGCGAGUUCCGGGGCAAGACCUACCAGACCCUGGAGGAAUUCGCGGUGUCGCCGUGCGAGCGGUGUCGCUGUGAGGCCAGCGGGGAAGUGCUGUGCGCGGUGUCCGCGUGUCCACAGACCGAGUGCGUGGACCCCGUGUACGAGCCCGACCAGUGCUGCCCAAUCUGCAAAAACGGCCCAAACUGCUUUGCCGAGACCGCUGUCAUCCCCGCCGGGAGGGAAGUGAAGACGGACGAGUGCACCGUCUGCCACUGCACCUACGAGGAGGGCACCUGGAGGAUUGAGAGGCAGGCCAUGUGCACCAGGCACGAGUGCCGGCAGAUGUAG
Messenger RNA from Lagenorhynchus albirostris (white-beaked dolphin), 975 nucleotides. It is a transcript of the gene VWC2, whose product is annotated as von Willebrand factor C domain containing 2. The coding region runs from base 13 to 975 and encodes 320 amino acids. Gene Ontology annotation, biological process: negative regulation of BMP signaling pathway. The record is from RefSeq and is a predicted model, not a curated record. NCBI's taxonomy places the organism in Eukaryota, Metazoa, Chordata, Mammalia, Artiodactyla, Delphinidae. The transcript has 3 exons. Gene Ontology annotation, molecular function: protein binding. Gene Ontology annotation, cellular component: AMPA glutamate receptor complex.